AUGUCUCGCGAGAGCUACCAGGUGCCCACGGGCAACUCGCCGACGUUUGGCGGCAGCGCGGCGUUCCCGACGCGCGAGUUCAUCCCCGACAACAGCGUGUCGACCAUGUUCUACAUCUGCGGCGACUGCGCGGUGCGCGUGCCGCUCGAGAAGGGCGCUCCCAUCCGCUGCCAAAAGUGCGGCGCCCGCGUGCUCUACAAGGAGCGCACCAAGAGAAUGGUACAGUUCGAGGCGCGGUAG
Messenger RNA from Lasiosphaeria miniovina, 240 nucleotides. RefSeq names its product metallothionein-I transcription activator. Gene Ontology annotation, biological process: DNA-templated transcription. Gene Ontology annotation, cellular component: RNA polymerase III complex; RNA polymerase I complex; RNA polymerase II, core complex. The transcript has 2 exons. The record is from RefSeq and is a predicted model, not a curated record. Gene Ontology annotation, molecular function: zinc ion binding; DNA binding. NCBI's taxonomy places the organism in Eukaryota, Fungi, Ascomycota, Sordariomycetes, Sordariales, Lasiosphaeriaceae. Bases 1 to 240 code for a protein of 79 amino acids.